Messenger RNA from Cajanus cajan (pigeon pea), 2214 nucleotides. The record is from RefSeq and is a predicted model, not a curated record. NCBI's taxonomy places the organism in Eukaryota, Viridiplantae, Streptophyta, Magnoliopsida, Fabales, Fabaceae.
AUGUUCAUGAUCAUCGUGCUUUUUUUGCUCUCCAACUUGCUAAUCCAACCUCAAACUGGUGCAAGCUCCAACGCCAACACUUUCUCAUUUGUCACUUUCACUCCUGAAAGUUGCACCAAUGGUGAGUUGCUUUGCUUGGGUUCAGCCACUGCAGGAAAUGGGUAUUUGAGUCUCACCCCAGAGCCACAACAAAAGAACAGCAAUUCAAGUUCAACAUCAUCUUCCACCACCAACAGUGUUGGAAGGGUUUUGUACCCUCUUCCUGUGAAUGUUUGGCCAGCAACUAUCUCUACCACAUUCACUAUUAGAAUCACUCCUUUUUCAGAAAACUCAACCAGCUCUGGGGAUGGAAUGGCACUAGUGUUUGCACAAGAUAAUAGGCCCUCACCAAAUGAUAGCUAUGGCUCAUAUCUUGGCAUGUUUGGUCGGUCUACACAAGGUGGAGUUUUUCGACAAAUAGCUGUGGAGAUGGACACUUUCAUGAGUGAUUUUGAUCUAGAUGGAAACCACAUUGGGAUAGUCACAACCAGCAUCACAAAUCCACUUGCAUCUGAGAGUCUCAAUAGCACUGGCAUUGACCUCAAAAGUGGAAGGGACAUUAUGGUCAAAGUUGACUAUGAUGGAUGGAGUAAAAUGAUGUUUGUCUCGUUAGGAUACUCUGAAAGCCAAUUGAAGAGUGUCCUAAACUAUUCAAUUAACCUAUCUGAGAUAAUUCCAAGCUCCAUUUAUGUAGGUUUCACAGCCUCCACAGGCAACACUUUUCCUGAAAGCCACCGGGUCCUCAAUUGGGUAUUCACAUCAGUGCCAGUGCCUAUUGUUUCUGUUGAACAGAAUGAAGAUGGCACCAUGAAGGUCAUGUUGAUAAUUGUCAUGCCAGUUUUUGUGUCAGUGUGCUUACUUUCUGUUAUUUUGAUGGUUUGGAGGAAAAGACAUGUGAAGGGUAACAAGAAGGAGGAUAUAGAAAGCCUAUCAAAGAAGGCUGCAGAUAUCCCCAAGGUGUUCACUUACAAGCAACUAACAAAGGCAACAUGCAACUUCAGCAAGGAAAAUCUUUUGGGAAGAGGUGCAUUUGGUAGUGUUUAUAAGGGCAUCAUAUUUGACUCAGGAAAAAUUGUAGCAGGCAGAGGUGCACUUGGUAGUGUUUACAAAGGCGUCAUAUUAGACUCUGGAAAAACUGUGGCAGUAAAGAAGAUUUCAACAACUUCUAAGCAAGGUGAAAGAGAGUUCUUAGCUGAAAUCUGUACCAUAGGGCGUCUUAGGCACAAAAACUUAGUGAAGCUCCAAGGCUGGUGCAGUGAAGGCAAGAAUCUUCUCUUGGUUUAUGAUUACAUGCAAAAUGGAAGCCUUGAUCACUUCAUAGGAAAGGGCAAUCUGAACUGGCAAACCAGGCACAAGAUCUUGACAGGAUUGGCAUCAGCAUUGCUUUACCUUCAUGAAGAGUGUGGAAGCCCUGUUGUUCACAGAGACGUUAAGCCUAACAAUGUCAUGCUGGACUCUAAUCACAAUGCUCAUUUAGGAGAUUUUGGGCUAGCAAGGUUACUCAAAAAUGAAGGUUCAGUGACUACAAAUCUUAAUGGAACUCUAGGAUAUUUGGCUCCUGAGCUAAGCUUUACAGGGAAAGCCACACCUGAAUCAGAUGUGUAUAGCUUUGGCAUGGUAGUGCUUGAAGUCAUAUGUGGGAAAAGGUUAAACUGGAUUAAGCAAGGGAACAGUUUUGUGGACUGUGUGUGGAAUUUGCAUGCACAAAAUGCAUUGGUGCAGUGUGUUGACAAAAGGCUAGAAGACGAAUUUGAUGAGGAAGAAGCUAAAAGGGCAUUGAUGGUUGGAUUGGCAUGCUUGCAUCCUGAUUCCAUGUUCAGGCCAAGGAUGAGAAAAGUGGUGAACAUUCUUCAGAAUCCAAAUGAAUCUUUAAUGGAAUUACCAGGAGUGAGGCCUACUGGGGUUUAUGUAUCAGUUUCUUGUAGUACAUCAGCCUCUAACUCUGGCUCCAGAGUUACCAGCGAGGUUUUAAAAAGGGAAUGCAAGCGUGAUUUUGGCCGCAAUGUCAUGGUUUUUGGAGUCUUCGCUGAUGCAAUUGUGGCACAUUGGCUGCAUUUAUCUGCAAUUUUCUACGAUAUCAAGAAUCGUGACGAAACCAAGAUGCAUUAUGCUUCGAAUAAACUUAUAAAGGCUAUACCCGUGUCCACAAAUUACAACCUUGCUUAUAACUUGUAA